AUGUUCCAUGUCGUGAAAAUGCUUAAAACACUGACAUGGUGGUGGUCGAACUUAUUAUUUAUUAGUAUCGCUACUAUCGAUGUCAAUGUCUCGACAGCAUUAUACCGACAGUGGUAUUUUUGUUUAUUUCGAUAUUAUUUUAUUCUAAACAGAUCGAACAUCGUUUCCUUUUACCUCGGCAUUGUGGGUAAAUACGGUACCCGAUAUGGUGCAUCAUUACGUAAAAUGGUUAAGAAAAUGGAAAUAACCCAACAUUCAAAAUACACAUGCUCAUUUUGUGGUAAAGACAACAUGAAACGUUCAUGUGUUGGUAUUUGGAAAUGCCGUUCAUGUCAAAAAACAGUUGCCGGCGGUGCUUAUGUUUAUUCAACAUCAACUGCUGCUGCUGUUCGCUCGGCUGUACGUCGUUUACGUGAUAUGCGCGAACAAUAA
Molecule: messenger RNA, 432 nt
Organism: Adineta ricciae
Lineage: Eukaryota; Metazoa; Rotifera; Eurotatoria; Adinetida; Adinetidae
Source: the annotation of a GenBank genome assembly